AUGACGCAGUUUCAGAAGAAGGUCUUGGACAAGAUCCUGCGACCGUCGACUAUCACUGCAGACCACGGUGCUGUGGCAGCCGCAGUGGGAGCUGAGGCAGUGGAUACUGCGGCUAACGACGGUGAUGGUGCAGCAGCGAGAGCAGCCGCUGGGGAACACGAACAGGCGGUGGGUGGCGGAGAGGCUGCUGCCAUGGGCACGCAUGCCGUGGAUGGUGGCACGGGUGGCGGCCGCACAGCAGGCGUCGCAGCAGCAGCAACCGCAGGGGGGGACACCGGCACGGGUCCCAGGCAGGGCGAGGCGGGCGUUGCCCAGGACGAGGAUACCACCAACUACGAUGCGUUCAAGGAGUGGGUCGGCGAGGUGCCAAGAGCGGCUAAGGGCGCAGCUGGCAAGCGCAGGCGGGGUGGCGGUGAUGACGACGACCUGGGUGCGAGGUCGGGGUGCAAGGUUGGAAAUAAACGGCAGAAGGGGAACAAGGGCGCAGGCCGGGGCAGGGGUGCAAGCAAGGGGACCACCAGAG
Volvox carteri f. nagariensis is the source of this 523-nucleotide messenger RNA. RefSeq lists its product as uncharacterized. The record is from RefSeq and is a predicted model, not a curated record. NCBI's taxonomy places the organism in Eukaryota, Viridiplantae, Chlorophyta, Chlorophyceae, Chlamydomonadales, Volvocaceae. The annotation marks the transcript as partial. The transcript is spliced from 2 exons.